Molecule: messenger RNA, 596 nt
Organism: Solanum pennellii
Lineage: Eukaryota; Viridiplantae; Streptophyta; Magnoliopsida; Solanales; Solanaceae
Exons: 2
Coding region: 56-334 (92 amino acids)
Source: RefSeq, a predicted model, not a curated record
AAGAGUCCAAAUUGCAGGCAUAAAUCAGAAUUGUGGGCAUAAAUGGUGUUUGGACAUGGCGGAAAAAGCAGGAAAAGCAGAAGGGAAUCGGAGCAGAGAGAAAGUAUGCAAGAGAUGCAAACAGAUUUACGAUUCAGCUUCUAACAACUCAAAUUCAUGUCAAUUUCAUCCUUCUUUCUUUGUGUGUCGCCGUCACGACGAUCAGAAAAGGUAUUACGAACUAGGACCAGAUGAUCCUCCUUAUGCUGCCAAGUUUUAUGAUUGUUGCGGAGCAGAAGAUCCUCAAGCAAGUGGUUGUACCACCAAUUUCCAUGUUUCAUAUGAUGACGAGUAGGAAGAUUCUCAUGGUUUGUUAUGUAACCUUUUCUGUAAUUAGAAACUGUGUCUGUACCUGAAAGAACUUUGCCCUUUGAUCUGAAAUAGACAGUCUCCACAUGGUCUAUGUAAUUAUAUACAGAAAAAUAAUGUUCGACGUUUCUGGGGAUUAGGUAAUGCUCAGCCUUACUGAUAAUCGUUACGAUAUAGUAAUAGUUCCAACUUUGAUCACUACAGUACACAUUGUUAUCUUCUUGGCUUAACAAAGAUGCCAAAUGAAA